AUGGCCGACAGGAACAGCAGUAGAGUGAAGGAGUUUGUCCUCAUGGGAUUCACUCACCGUCCAGAGUUGGCUGCCCCCUUGUUUGCAUUGUUUCUAGUGAACUAUCUCAUCACUAUUGUAGGGAAUCUUGGGAUUCUUAUGUUAAUCAGGUUUGAUGCUCGACUUCACACUCCCAUGUAUUUCUUCCUUAGCAAUUUGUCCUUCUUGGACAUUUGCUACUCAACUACCAUCAGUCCCAGGCUGCUGAUCGACCUCUUAAGGGAAAGGAAAGUCAUUUAUUUUACCGAAUGUCUAGUUCAAUUCUAUUUCUAUGCAACUUUUGCCACCACUGAGUGUUUCCUCCUGGCUGCUAUGGCAUAUGACCGGUACAUGGCCAUCUGCAACCCACUCACCUACACAAUCACCAUGUCUCAGAAGGUUUGUGCUCUUCUGGUGGCUGGUUCAUACAUUGCUGGAUCACUGAAUGCUAUGAUACACACAGGUUGUAUGACUCGUUUAUCAUUCUGUGGUCCUAAUGUCAUUGAUCAUUUUUACUGUGAUGGUCCUCCAAUCUUUCAACUUUCCUGUUCUGAUACCAGCCUCAAUAUCUUUGUGAUGUUUGUAGUUAAGAAAAUGGCUGACAGGAACAGCAGUAGAGUGAGGGAGUUUGUGUUCAUGGGAUUUACUGAUCGUCCAGAGCUGGCUGCCACCAUGUUUGCAUUGUUUCUUGUGAAUUAUGCCAUAACAAUUGUGGGGAAUCUCGGGAUGCUUUUGUUAAUUAGGGUUAAUGCUUGCCUUCACACCCCCAUGUAUUUCUUCCUUAGCAAUUUGUCCUUCUUAGACAUUUGCUAUUCAACCACCAUCAGUCCCAGGCUGCUGAUCGACCUCUUAAGGGAAAGGAAAGUGAUUACGUAUCCUGCGUGUCUACUUCAAUUCUAUUUCUAUGCAACUUUUGCCACCACUGAGUGUUAUCUCCUGGCAGCUAUGGCAUACGAUCGGUACAUGGCCAUCUGCAACCCACUCACCUACACAAUCAUCAUGUCUCAGAAGGUUUGUGUUUGUCUGGUGGCUGGCUCAUACAUUGCCGCAUCACUGAAUGCUAUGAUACACACAGGUUGUAUGACUCGUUUAUCAUUCUGUGGCCCUAAUGUCAUCGAUCAUUUUUAUUGUGAAGGUCCCCCAGUUUUUCAACUUUCCUGUUCUGAUACAAGUGUAAAUUUGUAUGUGAUGUUUGCCUUUGUGGGCUUUAACCUGGUGAUCACUCAUUUGACAGUCCUUAUCUCUUACUCUUAUAUUGCUGUCACUAUUUUGAGAAUCCGUUCAGCUGAGGGUCGGCACAAAGCCUUCUCCACCUGCUCCUCUCACCUGAUGGCUGUCAUCAUCCUGUAUGGAAGUUUCUUCUUUAUGUAUCUCCAACCCAGUUCAUCAACCGAAGGAAAGAAAGUGGCCUCUUUGUUGUAUGCGGUGGUAAUACCCAUGCUAAACCCUCUCAUCUACAGCUUGAGGAACAAGGAGGUGAAGAGUGCUUUGAGACGGGUAGUGGGGAAGUAUAAAAGGUAA
This is a messenger RNA of Zootoca vivipara (common lizard), 1539 nucleotides long. Its product is annotated as olfactory receptor 5AP2-like. Lineage: Eukaryota; Metazoa; Chordata; Lepidosauria; Squamata; Lacertidae. Gene Ontology annotation, biological process: G protein-coupled receptor signaling pathway. The record is from RefSeq and is a predicted model, not a curated record. Gene Ontology annotation, molecular function: olfactory receptor activity; G protein-coupled receptor activity. Gene Ontology annotation, cellular component: membrane.